Oncorhynchus mykiss (rainbow trout) is the source of this 1489-nucleotide messenger RNA. NCBI's taxonomy places the organism in Eukaryota, Metazoa, Chordata, Actinopteri, Salmoniformes, Salmonidae. The record is from RefSeq and is a predicted model, not a curated record.
ACAGUUAGUCCUCCGCCCACAACCUGGGCGUCAGUUCAUUCUGUCGCGAUCCCUUCAUCCGCACAAAACAAAACAUUACUCGUUGACUACAGUACUCAUGUCAUCUAGUUCUAAUAAAAUUAUUUAUAUUUUUUGUGUAUCGUAGGUUACUAUAAAAAUGCAUUCCGGGACUUUGGAAAGAAUGGGGUCGCCGAUAAAAAGGACGCUUUCUCGGGGAGUGAGUGAGGACGAGUCACUUCGCAACAUUAUCAAAGAGGCUACAGUCGAGAAGAUUCAUCCUCGAGCGUUACAACGGAGUGUUCGGCCAGGCGUCUGACACGCAGUGAGAGCAGAGGGGGGACCCUCAACAGGAGAAGUGGGAGUCAGCAGUCUGAGGAUCAGGAACUAAUGAUGGAACUCCCUGAGAUGCUUGAUCUGCAGGCGAGCUACGACGACGUGUUGCGAGAGCUCCGUGGGCUGGAGCUGCAGCGGGAGACUGUGUUGUUCCAGGUGGACGUUCUGCACGAUGCCCUAGAGGGGGCCGAGGAGAUGCUGGCCGAGGCUCAGAGAGAGGCCAGCCAUGCCACCAUGGAGUUGGCGCAAGAGAGAGAAGCCAAGAGGAAGUUGGAGGACAUGGUCAGCUCUCUGAUGCAGGAGGUGGAGAGGCUAAAAGAGGAGAGGAAGACCAUUCCAGAAGUACCAGUGUACACACUCGUCAAGGAGCAGGAGAUGGAGGAGGAGAUGGCUAGACAACAAGCACAAGAGAAUAAAAAAAAUAAAAUAGCACAGGAACAAGUCAGUGACACACCAGGGGAUGAGGACAAUUCUACCAAAGAUGCGCCUCUCUCUAUUAUCCAAUUGGACAGUGAGAGCCCCGGGCCCAACAACAAACUAACAUUGGAGACCAGCGCUGGAGGGCUGCUCGCCGCCUCCUUCAAAAAGGAGAGGGAGGAGCUGCCCUCUGACAGUCCAAACCGGCCCCUUCCUCUCCACGUCGCCCGGCUGUGGUCCUCUGUGGACUCUGAGGACAUAGAAGAAGGGGCAGAGGACAGCUUCACCAAGUUCACUAAGAUGGUCAACAAGACCUUGGGACCGUUGAUGCUGGGUAGCCAGACCCCAGGGAACAGUCAGGAGGAGAACAGGCGUGACAUCUUUCCACAUAGGAACAACGACACCGACAGCAUCAGCGCCUAUGAGGAUGCCUGCGCUGACACGCCCGAGCUGGAUGAGGGAGACGGGCCAAGGCUGCCCCAUGAUGAAGGAUCCCCGGUGGAUGAUGAUGAGGGAGAGCCGUCGAAUGGCAACGAUCCCAAGAACCCCAAAAACACCAAUGAUUCUUGCAUUCUGUCGUAAGAGCUGCAGAACUGUUGUGGUACGAAAGGUCAAAUGUGAUCUCACUCUGUCUGCCCUCUUGAUAAUAUAAUAUAUGCAAUUUAGCUUUUAUUCAAAGCAACUUAGUCAUGCGUGCAUACCUUUUUUUACAUCUUGAAAAAGGGUUAAAAAAAAAAAU